Messenger RNA from Penicillium bovifimosum, 474 nucleotides. RefSeq names its product nuclear transport factor 2 family protein. The coding region runs from base 1 to 474 and encodes 157 amino acids. The record is from RefSeq and is a predicted model, not a curated record. The transcript has 2 exons. Lineage: Eukaryota; Fungi; Ascomycota; Eurotiomycetes; Eurotiales; Aspergillaceae.
AUGGCUAACCUCAAACCACCCUUUACACAGGAGACUGCGCAACAAAAGGUCAAAGCAGCGCAGGACAUGUGGAACACACAAGACCCCACCCAAGUCGCUCGGGGAUACACCGCAACGUGUAUCUGGCGUAAUCGAGACACCUUCUUAACGGGGGCAGAGGCCAUCGUCGCAUUCCUGACUGCCAAAUGGAAGCGUGAGCGGAAUUACCGACUCCGCAAGGAACUCUUUGCUUUCCAGGAUGAUCGCAUCGCUGUACAGUUUUGGUAUGAGUGCCAGGAUGCAGAGAAUGAGAUGCGUUGGAAGCGAUGUUAUGGACUAGAAGAUUGGACUUUCGAUCGGGAGACAGGGAAGAUGCGCAAGCGGAUGAUGAGUGGGAAUGAUGUUUUAAUCGGCCCUGACGGGAAUGGUGAGGGGCGAUGGUUUACAGAUGGGGUGGAUGUCAAUGAUGUGCCUAUCAGUGAGCAGCAUUGGUGA